GAAGAAUUGUCCAAUCCAUAAAACGUAUGACUGAUUGAAUUGGAACAGUAAAGUUUCUUUAUAAUUUCAAGAUAUAUAAAUGGAAAAUUCAAGAAAUAUAUGUUAUAUAUAAUGGCAGUACCGAUUGACUGACUGACAACUGCGCUGAUGAAAGACUUUUGGACUAAUAGUCAACCAGCAGCAAUAUUUACCCUGUGCUUAUAUAAUAAAACUAGGCUGAGAACAUCUGAGGGAUGUCAUUUUAAAAAUUAAUGAGUUCUAUAUUGGAAUUCAUUUAACUAACUAGUUCGAAUGGUACCCUUUUCUAUAUAGAAACAAUUGAAAGAACCAUAAUAGUCGUGUUUAAAAGUACAUAGUGUGAUCUAAGUUAUUUAUACCUUCCAGGAGAAUUGCUAACUUUCUGAUCGAUUGCUUUGUCUGUUGUCGACAUUAACCUUUUCGCUGAAUAUUAGUUAUGUUGUCACAGUCUAAAUUAUUUCAUAGAGCUACAAACACCCAUGUGAUAUCGUAUAGUUCAUUUUGAAUUAUGUAUAACAUGUAAAUUUUAUACUAAAAAUAGAUUUGAGAUAAAUAGUUAUCAAGAGGAGUAAAACGACGAACAUUGUUGACCAAAAAUUAGGUAUCUGAAGACUCGAGAUGAAUAUUGGAUCAGUUUACAGAUUCACUGAGCCUUUUAAGCUUUCAGAACAAAUGUACAAUGACUAUCAUGAAAAUGGAUAUCUUAUCAUACGGAAUAUGCUUGACAAAGUGGAGAUUAACAAAAUUGAGAAAUGUGUGACCGGAGAGAAGUUUAUGGAGAACAAAUACUCGCUAGAAGAUAAGGAUAAUAAGAUAAUACGAGUGGUUUGGAGACAUCCGGGUACUGACGUCACUGGAAUUGUAUCUAGAUCAGAGAAGAUUGUAAACAGUUGUGAAAAGUUGCUUGAUGGUGAAGUGUAUCACUACCAUGCUAAGUUAAUUAUGAAGGAACCUGAAGUGUCUGGUCCUAUAUACUGGCAUCAGGAUUACGGCUAUUGGUAUCAUUACGGUAACCUUUUUCCUGACUUGCUGACUGUUUGGGUUGCAGUUGAUCCCAGCACAAUAGAAAACGGAUGUCUGGAGGUUUUAGCAGGAUCCAAUAAAUGUGGACGGUUAGAUCACCACGUUGAUGAUGGACAAAAUCAAGUUGCCGAACUGUCACGUUUAGAAUCUAUUAAGGAGAGAUGCCCUCAUGUGAAAGCUGAGAUGGAGAAAGGAGAUGUUUUGUUCCUCCAUUCCAAUACACUACACUACAGCAGUCCGAAUCGUAGUAAGAUGAGAAGGAUUGGAUUCCUGAUGUGUUACAACAAAGCCUCUAAUGAAUCCGUCAUGGAACAUCAUCAUGCUCAAUAUACCCCCAUACAGAAGGUGCCAGAUUCUGCAAUCAAGGAAUGUACCAAUUUUACAGAUAUGUCGGGAAAGGAAUUUCAACAUCCAAAUACAAAUACAACAAUGAUUGGUAGGAAAGAUCAAUCUCACUAACAUAUACGAUUCUUUUGGGAUAACGUGUGUACGUUCAUAUAGUUGGAUGCAUAAGGAGAUUUUUUUGCAAAUCAUUAGAUGGAAUACAUAUUGUCGAUUAAAAAAAAAUGAAUACAUGAAUAAAAACGUUAUUUCAUUAAUAUGGAUUCAUCAAUAGAACUAGUUACUAGUUUCAUUGAUCAUAAAACAUAUAUUUAGUAAACCAUUUGUCAUAUUCGGCUACCACAAUCUAAAUGUAGUAGACAGACAAAUGGCAUUAUAAUAUUUUCUUCCAUUCGCUUUUGUUAUGUGUCCAAAUAACAAAUUAGGAUAUUAAGGUUUCUAGAAACCUAUUAUAUUAAUAUCUGUAUGCUCAUGUAUCAUGCUGCCAGCGACGAAGACAGUGUAAAGGAGAGCUUAAAUUGUACAAGUAUACUCUAUUAAUCUUAAUGUAGAUUAAUUCUCGCAAA
This is a messenger RNA of Mytilus trossulus (common blue mussel), 1949 nucleotides long. Its product is annotated as L-proline trans-4-hydroxylase-like. Lineage: Eukaryota; Metazoa; Mollusca; Bivalvia; Mytilida; Mytilidae. The record is from RefSeq and is a predicted model, not a curated record. The transcript is spliced from 10 exons. Bases 637 to 1500 code for a protein of 287 amino acids.